AUAACAGUGGUGGCUUUGGUGGCUAUGAUAAUUUUGGUAUCGGAUUCAAUGACAGUUUUGGUGGUGGAUUAGGCGGCGGGUUUGGGGGAUUCGGUGGUUAUGGUGGUGGCGGGUUCGGCAAUAGUGGAAGUGUGUAUGGCUAUGAUAAUUUUGGUAUCGGUUUCAAUGAUCGAUUUGGUGGAGGGUUUGGAGGUGGACUUGGAGGCGGAUUUUGGUAA
This is a messenger RNA of Didymodactylos carnosus, 218 nucleotides long. NCBI's taxonomy places the organism in Eukaryota, Metazoa, Rotifera, Eurotatoria, Philodinida, Philodinidae. The record is from the annotation of a GenBank genome assembly.